AUGAAGGUUCUAACGCUCCUUGUAUUGACGGCCCUUGUGGCGGUGGCCGUGGGACGGCCGAACGGCGGUUUGUUCGGAAACUUUGGCGGAAACUGGAUCAGAAGAUUCGGUUGGGGCUCGGAUGACACCGAGGCGGUUAAGGCAGGUUCCGGCAACUGGAAUGAUGGUCAUAACCAGGGUCAAUGGAACGGCAAUGGUCAUGGUCAGAAUCAAUGGAACAACAAUGGUCAUGGUCAGGGUCAUUGGAACGGAAACAGUAACCAUGGACAUGGACACGGUCAUGAAAACAACCAUGGUCAUGGUCAUGGCCACGGACACGGCGGUCAUCGCCCACCACCGCCACCACCCCCACCAACGGAGGAGGACAUUGCUUCCACCACCGAAGUGACUAAUCCCACCGAGGAAUCUACUCUGGCCCCCGAAACCCCAGAGGUCUCCACCACUCAGGUUCCGGAAGAAGUCACCACAGACGGGGAAGACGGUAGCGGAUCUUCAGAAGAUACCACUCUGGCUCCUGAAGAGUCUACCACUCUGAGCCCCGAAGAGGGUGAGACUUCGAAGAGUCCAGAAGAGAACACCACGGAACCCGAAGAAGGUAGCGGAUCUUCUGAAGAGACCACUUUGGCUCCAGAACAGCCCGAGGAUUCUACUACUCAGGCUCCAGAAGAGCCCGAGGAUUCAACUACACAGGCUCCGGAAGAGCCCGAGGAUUCUACUACUCAGGCUCCGGAAGAGCCCGAGGAUUCUACUACUCAGGCUCCGGAAGAGCCCGAGGAUUCAACUACACAGGCUGCGGAAGAGCCCGAGGAUUCUACUACUCAGGCUCCGGAAGAGCCCGAUGAUUCUACAACACAAGCACCCGAAGAGCCUGAAGAUUCCACAACCCAGGCACCCAAAGAGCCUGAAGACUCUACAACCCAGGCACCUGAAGAGCCAGAGGACUCUACAACCCAGGCCCCCGAAGAGCCUGAGGAAUCCACAACCCAAGCACCCGAAGAGUCCACCACCAAUGCUCCGGAAGAGACCACAACCGAUGCCAUCGUCUAGGAUCCUGGUCCUAGUUUAAAGUCAAGGAUUCCCCAAGAGCUUCAGACUCGCUGUAAAAGUUGCUGAAAAAAAUCAAAGACAUGACGUCUCAAAACCGAUAGGUUGAAUAUUCAACAAGUUUUAUAGCAAAAAUUGUUCAAAUAUUAAACUAUUGUAACUAAAUUAUUCUCGGUGCUUCGGGCACAAACCACGUGUUACCUAUUUAUAGGACUAAGAUUGUAACCUCAUUUAAGAAAUGUUAAGUGAACUUGUCACGUACUCGUCAUUUAGUUUUGUAGUUUCCAUAAUCUUAACAAUUAAAAGAGCCUAAAAGCAAAUCAGGAAUUCCUUUAUUUUCUCGAGUUCACUUGAAAAUUCAAAACUUUAGCACUCAUUAAAACCCUUAUCGCGCUAUUGAAC
Drosophila serrata is the source of this 1446-nucleotide messenger RNA. It is a transcript of the gene Fst, whose product is annotated as Frost. The record is from RefSeq and is a predicted model, not a curated record. NCBI's taxonomy places the organism in Eukaryota, Metazoa, Arthropoda, Insecta, Diptera, Drosophilidae.